AUGCAUAUUGUCAUGUCUAGCUCACUGGAAUUUGAUGUCAUUUCUUUAUUCAAAUGGGCACAGGUUCGAGAAGCUACAAAUAAUGAACCUUGGGGUGCCUCUUCUACCCUUAUGCAGGAGAUUGCAAAUGCAACCCAUAACUAUCAAUUGCUCAAUGAAAUUAUGCCAAUGAUAUACAAACGAUUUACGGAGAAGACUGCAGAGGAAUGGCGACAAAUUUAUAAGGCACUCCAACUCCUUGAAUUUCUUAUUAAAAAUGGCUCAGAACGCGUCGUUGACGAUGCUCGUUCCCACGUUUCUCUCCUCCGAAUGCUACGCCAAUUUCACUACAUCGAUCAGAAUGGAAAGGAUCAAGGCGUAAACGUGCGCAACCGCUCCCAAGAGCUGGCAAAACUUUUGAGCGACGUCGACGCCAUCCGUGCGGAGAGAAAGAAGGCAAGAGCUAAUCGGAAUAAAUUUGGAGGAAUUGAAGGUGGUAUGGUUCUAAGUUCGUUUGGAGGAGGUUCUCGAUAUGGUGGGUUUGGAAGGGAGGACGCAUCAUACGGCGGUUAUAGCGGAGGGGUAUAUGGGGAUGGAGGUGGAUUUGGAGGUAGCACUAGCGGGGCAUAUGAAGACAGCGGGAGGAGGAGUAAUCGUUUUGAAGAAUACGACGAGGGUGAUGAUAUCACUCCGGCUCCAUCUACCCAGCGCAGGGUGAACACGACCUCUACAACAUCUGCUAGACAAGAGUCCAAAAAACCUGAGCCGUCCAAGAAACCGGAGUUGGACUUGUUCUCAGACAACAGUGAAGAUCUUGCCGCCGCUCCAUCAAUUUCUGCACCCUCAAACAUGCUCUCCAGCAUCUCUGGAAACCAAACAACUGGAGGUCGGAAAAACACCCUCGUCACCCAAAACAUUGCAGACGAUGAUGAUUUUGAUGAUUUCCAGUCUGCCCCCUCCUCUGCCCAGGCUGCCCCAUCCCAACAGCAAUUCUCCUCCGUUCUCCCUCCAACCCUGGCUCCAUCGACUACACCAAGAACCACCCAAUAUGCAGCUCCACAGCCCGUGUCCGGCGCUCAGAACGCCAAUCUAAACGGGCUUGUCGAUUUCACCUCACCAUCCCCAAGUAAUAUUUCCACAACAUCUACCCAACCAAUCAGUCUGAGUGGUGGUUUAUCAGCAGCUUCUAUUCAGUCACAGCCACCAACGCCAGCAGGCUACCAAGCUCCACAACCAAAUUACUUCACCUCUGUUCCAGCACCACAACCAGCCUCCCAAAAUCAAGCUAAACCCCCCCUAUCAUCUCUCGCCCCUUCACUGUCCGGCAGCAAGUCGGCUAGCAGCCCAGCUGCCACGAAAGCGAAAUCAGGCGGUGAUGCAUUUGGCAGCCUCUGGUCUACCGCCAGUAGCAACGCCGGUCUUAAGUCUACGUCCACACAACAGUCCAAGGGCCCUAAUCUCGCUAGCAUGGCGAAGGAGAAGACGAGUGCAAGCUUAUGGGGAGCUCCUAGUGCUACUCCGAACCUGGGAAACAGCAUGUCGCAGGGCACGAAGCCGCAGAGCAGCAGUAGCGGGUUCAAUGAUCUGUUGGGUUGA
Paracoccidioides brasiliensis Pb18 is the source of this 1575-nucleotide messenger RNA. RefSeq lists its product as uncharacterized. Gene Ontology annotation, molecular function: phospholipid binding; clathrin binding. Gene Ontology annotation, cellular component: plasma membrane; clathrin vesicle coat; endosome. The transcript is spliced from 3 exons. The record is from RefSeq and is a predicted model, not a curated record. The coding region runs from base 1 to 1575 and encodes 524 amino acids. Gene Ontology annotation, biological process: endocytosis; Golgi to endosome transport.